Messenger RNA from Myiozetetes cayanensis, 1169 nucleotides. RefSeq names its product class II histocompatibility antigen, B-L beta chain-like. The coding region runs from base 24 to 776 and encodes 250 amino acids. The transcript is spliced from 5 exons. NCBI's taxonomy places the organism in Eukaryota, Metazoa, Chordata, Aves, Passeriformes, Tyrannidae. Gene Ontology annotation, molecular function: MHC class II protein complex binding. Gene Ontology annotation, biological process: immune response; immunoglobulin production involved in immunoglobulin-mediated immune response; positive regulation of T cell activation. Gene Ontology annotation, cellular component: membrane; MHC class II protein complex. The record is from RefSeq and is a predicted model, not a curated record.
UCAGCACCUGCCCGGCGCUGAGGAUGGAGCGUGUGUGGGGAGCUGGGGCCGUACUGGUGGUACUGGUGGCGCUGGGAGCCCCCCCGGCUGCGGGCGAGGAUCUCUCGGGGGUGUUCCAGGAGAUGGGAAAGAUCGAGUGUUACUUCAUCAAUGGCACCGAGCAGGUGAGGUACGUGGAGAAGUACAUCUACAACCGGCAGCAGUACGCCCACUUCGACAGCGAUGUGGGCAUCUAUGUGGGGGACACCCGAUAUGGGGAGUUCCAGGCCAGGCACUGGAACAGCCAACAGGACGUGCUGGAGUACAAACGGGCUGAGGUGGACAGGCUCUGCCGGCACAACUACAAGGUGUUCACCCCGUUCCUUGUGAACCGCAGAGUGCCCCCCAGCGUGUCCGUCUCGCUGGUGCCAUCGAGCUCCCAGCCCGGCCCUGGCCGCCUGCUCUGCUCCGUGAUGGAUUUCUACCCUGCGCCGGUGCAGGUGAGGUGGUUCCAGGAUGGGCAGGAGCUGCCGGAGCACGUGGUGGCCACCGACGUGGUCCCCAACGGGGACUGGACCUACCAGGUGCUGGUGAUGCUGGAAAUCCCCCCCCGGCGCGGGGUCACCUACACCUGCCAGGUGGAGCACGUCAGCCUGGAGCACCCCCUCAGCCGGCACUGGGAGAUGCCACAGGACACCGUUCACAGCAAGAUCCUGGUGGGGGUCGGGGGCUUCGUGUUGGGUUUCAUCUUCCUGGCACUGGGGCUCGGCUUCUACCUGCAGGAGAAGAGCUCCUGAACCAGCAGUGGCCGCAGCCCCUCCCCGUGGCCUCGGGCCCAGCCGGGACCCCCCCAGUCCAUCCCCGCCUGCAGUUUAAGGGGUUCGUGUGUCCCCUCUGGCCCUGCUUUUGCUCUCACACCAACUUCCUGCUGUUCCCAGUGCUCCCAGUUCUCUGUACGUCUGAUUGUUGGGGGAUAUUGGAGGGGGGCUCCGAAAAUCCUGCAAACAAGGGGGGUUUGGGCAACGUCAGCCCCCCAAAAUCCCACGUAUCCAGGGCACCACAAAGCCAAACUCCAGCAAUUCGGGACCCCCCAAAACCCACCUUGGACCCCCCAAGCCGCUGGCAGAGUCAGCCCAAGCAGUAGCAGCCAAUGGGAGCGAGCGCAGCUGGCGCGUCAUCAGUUGUUGGGC